Colias croceus (clouded yellow) is the source of this 999-nucleotide messenger RNA. Its product is annotated as adenosine 5'-monophosphoramidase HINT1-like. Gene Ontology annotation, molecular function: hydrolase activity. The transcript has 2 exons. NCBI's taxonomy places the organism in Eukaryota, Metazoa, Arthropoda, Insecta, Lepidoptera, Pieridae. Gene Ontology annotation, cellular component: nucleus; cytoplasm. Bases 59 to 550 code for a protein of 163 amino acids. The record is from RefSeq and is a predicted model, not a curated record. Gene Ontology annotation, biological process: purine ribonucleotide catabolic process.
AAACAAUCAAAGGUCAAUCUGCGUCGCGUUAACUACACAAUGUGAUUUGGCUUACAAAAUGUUCAACAAAGUGUUUCAACGCGCGCUCAAGUUCCGAUUGAAGAAAAGCUACCCGACAAACAUCUAUGAUUUGAAUCGAGGUGCCGCGAUAGCAGUACGCCGACCAUAUAGCGAUGAAGUUAAAAAAGCGCAGGCUUCGAGCGUCGCGUCGCCUGGUCCUACGAUAUUCGACAAAAUAAUUUCAAAGGAAAUCAAGGCAGAUAUUAUAUACGAAGAUGAUUUUUGUCUCGCGUUCAACGGUAUAGCUCCGCAGGCGCCGAUUCAUUUUUUAGUGAUUCCGAAACGCAGAAUACCCAGGCUGCAAGACUGUGAAUCGACUGAUAAAGAGCUUCUCGGCCAUCUCAUGGUGGUAGCAAGAUCGCUAGGCGCAGAACGAGCUCCAGCAGGCUGGCGUCUAGUAAUAAACAACGGAAGACACGGAGCACAGUCUGUCUACCAUCUACACUUGCAUGUUCUCGGCGGCAGGCAAAUGGGCUGGCCACCGGGGUAAUUGACGAUUCGUGAAUGGCGACACUAAACUGUCAAAGUGACAGUUGAAAAAAAAUUGAAUCACUUUGUCUAUGGUAGCUGUCAAACUGAGUUUUUUUUCUAGUUAAAUUCGAAAUUUAUUUCAGUGUUGCCAAAUUUGAAAAUUGCAAAUUAUAAAACGUAAAGUUUUUUAAGACAUCGAUUAAGAAGUAAAUGUACUGUAUGCAUAAAAAAAAUUAAAAAUGUAUUUUCAUAAAAAAGUAAAAAUGCAGUUUUGGCGCGAAUUUUUUUACAAUGAUAAGGCUUUAGAAAAUAAACUCUACGUUCAUUGUGAAGAUAUUUUACAAUUUGUCUGUUUGUUAUCAGAUAGUAGCGAAUCUUUUGAUAAAAAGAUUUGAUGUACUAUGUGCAUUUGACUCAUAUAAGAAUAUAAGUAUGAGUAUAAUAUAAGAAUAUGUUUGAAUUUUAUCG